Molecule: messenger RNA, 1372 nt
Organism: Saccostrea echinata
Lineage: Eukaryota; Metazoa; Mollusca; Bivalvia; Ostreida; Ostreidae
Product: bifunctional peptidase and (3S)-lysyl hydroxylase Jmjd7-like
Exons: 8
Coding region: 158-1123 (321 amino acids)
Molecular function (GO): 2-oxoglutarate-dependent dioxygenase activity
Source: RefSeq, a predicted model, not a curated record
CGAAUAUUUAGUCAAUUUAUUUAUCUCUGUUCUUAAGUAGCUGACAUGUUGUAUUAUGCGCAUUAGAAGUUUACUAGGCAGUUUAAUUACCGUGUGAGACUUUUCUCUAGCCUAGUUGUGUUAGGCUCUACCCAGUACACGCGGGGUCACAGGAUAAAUGUCAUUUUGUGGAGAAACAAUCGAUAGUAUUGAUCAAGCGCUGGAUCAUUUGUCAUCAGAGGCUCGAGAACUUUAUUUGGACACCACUGUUCCAGUUUUAGAUGAGCCCCCUCUGCCGCUCUCCUUCUAUCGGGAUCACGUAUCUCCGAAUAAACCCGUCCUGAUCAGGAAUGGUCUCCAGCACUGGUCGGCUUUAACGAAAUGGACGCCAGACUAUCUCAGAGAGAAGAUAGGGGAGUGUACAGUUACUGUUGCUGUGACCCCCAAUGGAUACGCUGACGCUAUUACAGAGGGAAAGUUUGUCAUGCCGGAGGAGAGACAGAUGAUGAUGUCUGAAUUCCUGAACAUUAUGGAAAAUCCUGACCAAUACAAGGGAAUCUUUUACAUACAGAAACAGAAUUCAAAUUUCACUGAUGAGUUUAAGGAAAUAAUAGGUGAUGUUGAGCCAGACAUUCCAUGGGGCACAGAAGCAUUUGGAUCACAUCCAGACGCUGUUAACUUUUGGAUGGGAGAUAUGCGCGCUGUAACGUCUAUGCACAAAGAUCACUAUGAAAAUCUGUACUGUGUUGUGCGAGGGUGGAAGAAAUUUAUUUUGAUACCACCCACGGAUGCCGCUUUUGUCCCGUAUGAAACUUACCAAGCAGCGAAAUUUAGAGAAAAGGGCGAGAAUUUUAUCAUAGAAGAUGAUAUGGAAACAUGCAAGGUCCCGUGGAUUGCAGUAAAUCCUCUGAAUCCGGACCUGGAGAAGUACCCAGAGUUUGAAAAGGCCCUUAGGUUGGAGGUGACAGUGAAGGAGGGGGAGAUACUGUUCCUCCCCUCCCUGUGGUAUCAUCAUGUCCAGCAGUCACAUGGCUGUAUAGCAGUGAAUUACUGGUAUGACAUGCAGUACGACAUUAAGUACAACUAUUAUAACUUUCUCCAAAGCAUGAGCAACAUCAACAAAAGAAGCCUUGUAAAUCUGUAAGGUGUACAGGAUGUCAGGAAAAAAGCAGUUCUUAUGGUAGCAGUGACCCCGAGUGUGAAUCUGUGAUGGACACAUACGGAGAUUCCCGCCCAGUCUGUGAUGUCAGGAAUAGUCUGUCAUGUUUAACAAAAAUGAAUACAUGCUAUAUCGUUGUGUCUCUGUUUAUACGUGUACACGCAAAUGUAAUUUGAAAACUGCAUUACAAAAACAGUAAGAGAAUAAAUUGCAAAAAUACAUGCCUUAGCAAAA